Trichoderma reesei QM6a is the source of this 1110-nucleotide messenger RNA. RefSeq names its product glycoside hydrolase family 18. The coding region runs from base 1 to 1110 and encodes 369 amino acids. Gene Ontology annotation, molecular function: glycosyltransferase activity; hydrolase activity, hydrolyzing O-glycosyl compounds. Gene Ontology annotation, cellular component: fungal-type cell wall. The transcript is spliced from 2 exons. Lineage: Eukaryota; Fungi; Ascomycota; Sordariomycetes; Hypocreales; Hypocreaceae. The record is from RefSeq and is a predicted model, not a curated record. Gene Ontology annotation, biological process: fungal-type cell wall organization; carbohydrate metabolic process.
AUGGCUGCACUGGCGUUGCCCGGAGCUGUUCUGGCGCAGACCUGGAGCCAGUGCAACCCGCUGACAUCCUCGGGAUGUCCUGCGGACACGGCACUGGGCAUGACUAUCAAUGUGGACUUUACCAAGGGCGCCGUCAACUCCUUUGUUGCUUCUGGCUCGCCAACGUAUGACAGCAACGGCGUCUCAUUUACCGUGGCGCGCGGCGGUGACGCUCCACAGCUCGCGUCCGUGUUUUACAUCAUGUUUGGCCGCGUCGAGGUGACGAUGAAGGCUGCCCCUGGGGCCGGCAUGGUCUCGUCAUUGGUGUUGCAGUCCGAUGAUCUCGAUGAGAUUGAUCUGGAGUGUCUCGGUGCCGAGCCAGAUCAGGUGCAGUCCAACUACUUUGGCAAGGGCCAGACGACCACGUACAACCGCGGACAGUUCCACAGCGUCUCGGGUACCCAAACAGAAUGGAUCAAGUACACCAUGGACUGGACCCAGGACAGGAUCAUCUGGAUGGCGGGCGACUCUGUGCUGCGCACCCUGACCCCGGCUGAUGCUGAGGCGAAUCAGUAUCCGCAGACUCCGAUGCAGGUCAAGUUUGGUUCCUGGGCCGGAGGCGAUCCGAACACCAAUGCUCCCGGCACUGUGAAAUGGGCCAUGGGGCCGAUUGAUUACAGCAAGGGGCCCUUUAGCAUGAUGGUGCAGAGCAUCACCGUCUCAGAUUACUCUACCGGCAAGCAGUAUGUCUAUGGCGACAAGUCUGGCUCGUGGCAGUCGAUUCAAGCCGUCGGUGGCCAGGUCAACGGCAACACCGGCAACAAGAAUGUUCUCACCGUCACGGCUAGCAAUAGCAAUGCCGCCAGCACUCCGACGAUCGUCCUGUCCAUUCCCGUUGGUGGCAUCGGCACGGACAAGAGCCCGGCUACAGCCACACAGACUGGCUGGCCGUGGGUUGCAGGCGCCACUCCAACGUCUGGAACCAUACCCAGCGGUUGGCAUAUGAACCCUGACGGCAAGAUUGCGCGUGAUAAUGGCGCGGCGUCGGCGGGCGUGCCUGUGCAGACGCUGUUGGUGCUUUUGAUGAGCCACUUGAUGAUUGGCGCGUUGGCCUUUGCUGCAAGAUUAUAA